AUGGGAAAGGUUUGCUCUGUGCUCUCGGGGAGGCCCGGUCCGGCAGACAUCUGCGCCGUGAUCAAGGAGGCCGAGCACCGCGCGGAGGAGUGGGGAUUGCUGGGCCUCGGAGAAUCUCGUGACGUGUCUCCGAAGGCUGCCAAGCAAGAGCCCCUCACCGGGGCCCGACGGAGCCUUCUCAUCGGAUGCAACUACGUCGGCACCUCCAACGAGCUCCACGGCUGUGCCAAUGACGUGCGGCGCAUGAUCCCGGUGCUGGAAAAGCUCGGUUUCCAUUCCGAUGGCGGAAGCCAGAAGGUGCUCCUGGACGAGGAGGGCGCCGAAGGGCCGAAGCCCACUCAUGCCAACAUGCUGGAGGGCCUGGACUGGCUGGUGGCGGAAGCCCAGCCGGGGGACGCGCUGCUGCUACACUACUCGGGACACGGGGGCCGAGAGCCUGCGGAGGAGGGCGGCUACCAUGAGACCCUGGUGCCCCUGGACUUCGAAACCGCCGGGAUGCUCCGGGACACCGAGCUCUUUGAGCGGCUGGUGAAGCGCCUGCCGGAAGGCUGCCGGCUGACCUGCAUCUUGGACAGCUGCCACAGUGCCGGGGCCUUGAAUCUGCCUUACAUCUUCGUGGGCACCGAGGAAGAGCUCCGUAAGGCGGUGGCCGGCCAGGCCGUCCGGAUGGCGCUGGCCAUGCGAUGGAAGUCCGACCUGGAGAAGUGGAGACAGGGCUCCUCCAAGGAGCUCUUCGGCGACGUGAGCUCCCUUGGUAAGAACCUCUGGAAGAUGUACCAAGAUGGCCACAGCGGCUAUGUCACUGAUGAGGAGGCCACAAAAGGUGUCGCUGUCGGCGAAGUGGUGGCCAUCACCGGAUGUCGCUCCGACCAGACUAGUGCAGACGUCGGGGACGUCUCCACCUUCGGAUUGAAGCAGGUGUCGGGCUCCGCGGGCGGCGCGCUCACCUCCGCGCUGGUGGAAGCCUUGGAAGGUCAGGAAGAGCUGACCUAUGCGGAGCUGCUCGAGCGAAUUCGGCAGGAGCUGGCUCGGAAGGGGUUCUCUCAGGUGCCGCAGUUUGUGUCCUCCCUCUUGGUGGAGCUGAAGCAGCCCUUCAAGUUGGAUAGCAUUUUUGUGGAGGACGAGCAGUGA
Messenger RNA from Symbiodinium sp. CCMP2456, 1131 nucleotides. NCBI's taxonomy places the organism in Eukaryota, Dinophyceae, Suessiales, Symbiodiniaceae. The record is from the annotation of a GenBank genome assembly.